Molecule: messenger RNA, 2323 nt
Organism: Aegilops tauschii subsp. strangulata
Lineage: Eukaryota; Viridiplantae; Streptophyta; Magnoliopsida; Poales; Poaceae
Product: O-fucosyltransferase 23
Biological process (GO): pollen-pistil interaction
Source: RefSeq, a predicted model, not a curated record
UGCACAUUCUCCCCCCUUGACCGCUCCUGCUCCCCGUUUUUCCCCUUCCCAAAUUUCCUCCCUCUUCCCCGUGCUGAGCUCGCCGCGAUCUGCCUCCGACGACCGGAAUAGCGUCGAGCGGCCGCUUCCCUUCUCCUCCUACCCACCCAUCUGCACCAGAUCAAUCCACUCGCUCGAGCUGGAUCGGGCCUUCCAGAGGAGGAACGGCGGCCUUGGAGAGAGGGCUGGGGUGGGCGCUUCCGGCGGCGAAGGGGGAGCCGUGCCUUGCCGGCUGCAGCGAAGAUUGGGAGUGGAGGUGGGGCAGAGCAGUGGGCUCAUCCGAGGCCCAGACGAGGGCUGCGAGUUGGAGCUUUACCCUAUGAAAGAUCUGCUCAGACUAGUUGCAGCCUCUCUGGUGGAGUGUACAGUAAAUUGUUACUGGGUUCAAGAAGAAGAACUGGUGAAGACAUCCAAGCGUGUUUGGUUAUUGAUUCCAUUAGAGUUGCAGCACAGUUUGCACUUCAACAGCAAAAUGAAAGGGAAAUGCUGGUCAUGUGCCAUUGGUUUUGGAAUGAGAUACCUGCACCAUUGAGUGAUAAAAUCAUAAAUGACCUUUUGUGACAGGAAGGAAUCAAAGAACUGUUUCAAUGAACCUCCUGCUAGACCUUAAGCAUCUCAAGCUCAUUAGCUUGCCGACGAGGCCUGUCAUUUGCAAAUGCCUUCUAGUAGUGAUUGGUCUUAUUGUAUUGAGAGCGAUUGUCUCCCCUUUUCUCGCCAUUAAUUUGUCUGAGAAGAGUUUUUAUGAGCCACCAACCCUUGACCUGUUCCCUGGAGUUAGGAAAGACAAGUUUGUUGAGGUCCCACAGAUUAUAUGGGGAUUGAACAAUCAGAAGAUCGCAUUUGCCAGGGCAUGCUUGACUGCGAAAUUCCUUAACAGGUCUCUGCUCAUGCCAAGUCUGAGUGCUUCACUUUUCUACAAAGAGGUUGACUUGCUGCAGCCUAUUCCUUUCGACAAGGUGUUUGACUUCAACAAAUUCAAUGCCCGCUGUCAUGGUUUUGCGAGGCUAGCUUGGUACUCUGAAGUUUCGAAUCAUACUGAACCCUAUAAACUCCAAAAGGGAAGUGGUAGGAGGUGGACAGUGGAGCGAGACUUGGAUCAGCUGCAAGAAUCCAAAACGGGCGAGGCCGAUAACUAUCAAGUAAUUCAUGUCACUGGGAAACAUCCGUUUCUGUGGCCUGACCAUUGGCCAGUGAAAGACUAUGCCAAGGUCUUCGAUUGCCUUGCCUUAGCUCCUGAGAUAGAAACUGAAGUAGUCAAGGUCAUAUCCAAGAUUAAAGAUGCAGGGGAAAAAGCAAGACACGAGGCUGCUAUUUCCCAUAAUAAGAAGAGGAUAGAUGAUGGUUCGUUGAAUCUGCCUGUGCAGUACAUUGCUGUUCACAUGAGAAUAGAGAAAGACUGGAUGAUCCAUUGCAAGAAGUGGGAGAAGCGGUCGAAUUUGAAGGAAAUCUGCAGCAGCAAAGGAGAGAUCAUUCAUAAGGUCUCACAGAUCACUGAUCUACGCCGGCCGGUUGUGGUUUAUCUUGCUGUAGCCGACAGCCUUUUAGAAGAUGAUUCAGUAACCAGUGGUUGGAGAGUCGGUAUGAUUGCCUAUGAGAAGAAGAAACUUGGAGUUACUGACAUAUACAAGAGGCAGCCUUAUCUUAUAAAGUCUGCCAUCGACUUUGAGGUGUGUGCGAGAGCAGAUGUGUUUGUUGGCAAUAGCUUCUCAACAUUUUCCAACCUUGUAGUUUUGUCUAGAACAGAAAGGAUGUAUAAGCUGGGGGUGGAAAGCUCAUGUGGCGAGGAUGUUGGGCUGUCGUCAUACGCGUACAAUGUCAUCGGAGAUGAUGGCGGGCCUCAAAGAUGGAUGACAGAUAUGUUGGACACAAGCCUUCAGCGCAUAAGCUACGGAACAAAUAACAUCUCCUGCCACUGACAGUUGGUUGACACGCAUAACAUCUGACUGAAGCACAAUGGAACGCAGGAACAUAGUUUUUGGCCGAAUCUUAUCUAGAAACUAGCUGCUCGACGGUACUUUCCAUGCUAGAAUCUGGACAGCCACACUGACAUGCCAGCACUGAUGAAAUGAGUUUGGCCAAGAGCUGUAUGUACUUUGUGAGUGUGUACAAAAGUUCUUUCCUGAGCUGUUUUUUAGUUUGCAGAGCUAGACCUGUGUGACACUUUCUUUGCUAUCUAUAUGGUUUAUUGAGAGCAGCUUUGCUUCACACUCUUGGACAAUUAUGAUGCUGCCACUGUCACCUGAACAUUUGUAUGAAGUGCAUUGUUUCGCUUACGCUGUUACUA